UAAUCCCCUUCAUUGAGUGGUAUAUCCCGAUGAAAGUCUCACGAGAACUGCUCGAGAUUUAGAGACACAUCAGCACUCAGCACGGAAGAGCUCGGGACAUUUGCCCACAUUUCCCCUCCAAAACUGAUAACAAUGGACGCCAUUAAAGAGAGAUUGAACGCCAUACCGAGUCAUAUGGACUACAAAGGACAGAAGCUAGCUGAGCAGAUAUUUCAGAUCAUCAUCAUUGUAUUUGCAGUGGUAGGGUUUGCCUGGGGAUAUGUGUGUGAGCAGUUUGUGCAGACAGUGUACAUCUUAGUGGCAGGAUUCAUCCUCUCAUGUUUGUUGACACUUCCUCCAUGGCCUAUCUACCGAAGGCACCCACUACCUUGGCAGAAACCUCGGGAUGACAGCAAGGAGAUACCACAGAAGGAAAGCAAGAAAGCAGGGGGGAAGAAGAAAGAAAAGUCCAAGUAAUGUGUUUGAUAUCAAACCUGGCCAAAGUUUAAAGCAAUUUAUUCAUUCCAAGUCUGAAUCACUGCAUAAAAACAUGUGCUUUUCUACAUUGUAUUGCAAUGUAUAAUUGUAAAGUUUCCCAAAGGAGGCAAUGCAUUUAAGCUGUACACAUUUUAAUUUUAUUCUCUUUAAGUAGUAUUCCAAGUUAUUGAUAUAUUUUGGUUCUUUACUUAUGGUCAAUAUUGCACUACCAAAUAACUAUCAUAUAGAAGAAAACAAAAACUGCUGACUUGUGUAUCUAAUGUAUAAAAGAUGCCCCCUAGAUCUAUUCUUGCCUACUGCAGUAUAUGGACGAAUAUUGUAUUGGUAUUAUAUUCUUAAUUUACAGUCAAUAAAUGAACUGUGCAGACAUACAUACAGUAGAAGCAAAAGAAAUCUCUCA
This is a messenger RNA of Branchiostoma floridae (Florida lancelet), 877 nucleotides long. Its product is annotated as signal peptidase complex subunit 1-like. The record is from RefSeq and is a predicted model, not a curated record. Bases 133 to 456 code for a protein of 107 amino acids. Gene Ontology annotation, cellular component: endoplasmic reticulum membrane; signal peptidase complex. Gene Ontology annotation, biological process: protein targeting to ER. NCBI's taxonomy places the organism in Eukaryota, Metazoa, Chordata, Leptocardii, Amphioxiformes, Branchiostomatidae. The transcript has 4 exons.